Messenger RNA from Aspergillus alliaceus, 3125 nucleotides. RefSeq lists its product as uncharacterized. NCBI's taxonomy places the organism in Eukaryota, Fungi, Ascomycota, Eurotiomycetes, Eurotiales, Aspergillaceae. The record is from RefSeq and is a predicted model, not a curated record. Gene Ontology annotation, molecular function: protein binding. The transcript has 4 exons. The coding region runs from base 84 to 3125 and encodes 1013 amino acids.
CCCACCCUCAGCAAGCUCCUAAAAGACAAUUCUAGAAGGAACUUCCACUAUCUCUAACGGUAAACCCAAAAGAGAGUCGCACGAUGCCAUUUUUUCUCUCCAAGGCUAAAGUUUGGAAGAAACUACGACUCGAGAAGAAACCACAGCCUGAAAAAGACAAUUCCUUGAAAGAAGAGGGUACAAAUCCGUCGAACAGCCUGGUAUCUAAGCAAGAGGAGCGCCUUGAACCUACCCCUCGACCCAACGAUUUUUGGCUAGACAAGAUUUUGACAGCCUCGGUUAAAAUACUAGAAUCCCACUACAGUUUAAAACUUCUACCAGGAGAUACGAGGCACCACAAACGACUAUGCGAUUUCCUUGAGGCGAAAGCAAUUCAAAUAGAGGAGAAAAAGUGGGUGAUUCACAUAGGUAAUCGUAGCAUGACUGUUCGGGACCAACUCACCAAGGUAUUCAAAAAUAUCCUGGCCAUCAAAGAUAUUGUCAAUACUGCUGCAAGCGCGAGCCCACUAGCUUUGCUCGCCUGUGCUAGCAUUACGGCUUGUUUCGUGAUGGUCGUCCAAGCGGUAGAGCAGCAUGCCGUUCUCCUACAAGGCUUAGAAUUGAUCUCUGGGUUGAUACCUCGACUCCACGUGAUGGAAGACCUUUAUUUGCAUUCUCAGACAAAACAGGCCAUUGAUAUAGUUGGGAAGUUUCAAGAAACUUUGGUCUCCACCUACUCUAAGAUAUUGGAGUUCCAGGCUCGAGCGCUCUGCCAUGUACACAGACACCCAGUCUUCCAGCUGCUGGGAAACAUCUUUAACCGGGAUGGAUGGGCCGACUUGCUGCAAGACAUUGAGAGAUUUGAAAAAUCUAUAUAUCGAUUUACUUCCCUCAUUGCAGAUGCGGAUUCAAGCCAGAGGCACGAGGAGGUUCUGAAGGGACAUCAAGAGAUUCUGAACACUUCACGCGAACGCGAUAUAUGGACAACUACAUCAGCUCGAGACGAGAGAAUAAAAAGAUUCUUCAAGCUACUCUACACUUGCCCAUAUAAGGAUCGAAAAGAGAGGAAUGGCAAACGUGUGCCCGGAACCUGUGAAUGGUUCACAAAUCAUCCCAUAUUCCAGGCCUGGCAACAGAGUACAGGUAAUUCCUCUGGUCUACUAUGGGUGUCAGCCGAUCCAGGUUGCGGCAAAUCGGUCUUGACCAGAUACCUAGUUGACGAACUUCUUCUCAACACUAAUGAACGAACGGUCUGUUAUUUCUUCUUUAAAGAUGACUUUUCGGAUCAGAGGAGUGCAACAAGCGCACUUUCAAUUAUACUACGUCAGCUUUUUACAGCACAGCCUCAGCUUUUGCAAGAUGCAGUCCUAGAUAAGCUGGAUACUGACGGUGAUGCGCUUGUCCAAUCAUUUUCUGAAUUAUGGAAUAUACUUAUAUCUGUUUCUGCCAAUCCGAAGGCCGGAGAGAUUAUCUGUAUUCUAGACGCAUUAGAUGAGUGUCAAGAUGGUGACCGGAAUCGAUUUAUCUGCGCAGUUAAGGACUUUUACUUGGGACCCUAUAAAAGCAGUAAGCUAAAAUUCUUGAUGACAAGCAGACCAUACGAUCACAUACGGCGUGGCUUUUGGGAGCUAGAGGCCAAACUACCUACCAUCCAUUUAAGUGGGGAUGGCGAGGAAGAGGCCCAGCAGAUAUCUCGUGAAAUAAACCUUGUUAUCGAAAAGAGGAUUAAUGAUAUCUGCCGACAAAGAUUAUUGGAGAAAGAUGAGCGGAUUUUGCUUACAGAACAGCUGAAUGCAGUUGGAAAUCGAACAUACCUAUGGGUUAGCCUCACCUUGGACGUACUUGAGAAUAUCCAGGGUUUCACGAAAGGCAAUAUCCGUCGGGUAAUUCAGGAUCUACCCGCAACUGUUGACAGCGCCUAUGAAAAAAUCUUGGACCGGAGUUUGGAUGCUGACAAAGCCAGAGUUCUUCUUCAUAUUAUUACAUCUGCAAUGCGGCCUCUCUCCUUGGGAGAGCUAUCUCUUGCCUUGGCAAUCAGUGCAGGUCAUCAAACUCUUAUAGAUAUACACGAUGAAGUGGAGCCAGAAGACCGCUUUAGGAAAACAUUGAGGGAUGUCUGUGGACUCUUUGUGGUUGUUAUAGAUAAGAAAGUUUAUCUCCUUCAUCAAACUGCGAAGGAAUUCUUAGUCUAUGGCAACAACUCCACUAGAAGUACAAACUUUCCUGAAGUUGCAAGAUGGAAGAAUUCACUACUGCCAGAGGAGUCCAAUCGGAUUCUUGCAGAUAUAUGUACUUCAUAUUUAACUUCUGUUCGACAUAGAAUCCACCAGGAAAACUUUGAACAAUAUUCGUCAUGUUACUGGAGUGCGCACUUCCGUCAAGCUUGUGUGCGAGAUGGGGACCCGCUGAUGAUCCGCGCGCAGAAGAUUUGCAACCCAAGCUCUGAUGUAUAUCAAGUGUGGUCCGGAAUCUAUGAAAACAAUGGACAUGUUGUUCCCGAGGGUGCUACAUCACUUUUGAUAGCGUCAGCUUUGGGGCUCGCUGGUGUGGUAAACCUUCUUCUUGGAACAGGAGAGGUAGAUGGCAACUCCAAGGAUAUCGUUGGCCAAACACCACUGGCUUGGGCGGCAGCGAAUGGCCAUGAGACUGUAGUGAAGCUUCUUCUUAAGACAGAAAAAGUGGAUGUCGACUCCAAGGCUUCAGGUGGCCGGACACCGCUCUCUCAGGCGGCAGAGAAAGGCUAUGAAGCUGUGGUGAAGCUUCUUCUUGGCACAGAAAAAGUGGAUGUCAACUCCAAGGAUAUCGUUGGCCGAACACCACUUGCUCUGGCGGCAGCGAAUGGCCAUGAGACUGUAGUGAAACUUCUUCUUAAGACAGAAAAAGUGGAUGUCGACUCCAAGACUUCAAAUGGCUGGACACCACUCUCUUGGGCGGCACAGAAUGGCUAUGAAGCUGUGGUGAAGCUUCUUCUUGGCACAGAAAAGAAUGGCCAUGAGGCAGUGGUGAAGCUUCUUCUAGACACAGAAAAAGUGGAUAUCGACUCUGAGGAUUUCUGGGGCCAGACCCCACUCUCUUGGGCGGUACUGAAUCGCCAUAAGACAGUGGUGAAGCUCCUCCAGGAACGCCAAUACCCGCCUUUACAAUAA